GUUGCAGAGACGCUUCAGGGUAUUCCUCAGAAUUUUCAGUGAAAGGAUAUUCGACUUCCCUUAUUCAGGUAAAAAUGACAUCUUCACAUGAUGCGCAAGGAUUCCGGGGUAACCAAGGUGAAGAUGAGGACGUCGACGUGAUAUCUAUGGAGCCUAUCACCAUGAUAGUGCCGCCGGAGUUGCAGGAUUCGCCUAGAACCGCCACGCCUGAGAAUAGCAGUAGUUCGAGCACGAGCAAUGGCUCUGAGAACCACCAGCCUUCAACUUCUAGGGAUUCGCCCGUGGAAGGGAUAUCCGGCGAAGUACACGGUGCUGAAGAGGUUCUCAGCGGGCGACUAGACAACCUCCGUAAAGCUCCCAAAACGCUACCGGCCGAAUUUAGGUUCAGGGCGAUUCUGCACCACGAAGUUGCAGAUGGGGUGGCCACGGUGAAAGGGUAUAAGAAGCUAGAGCAGAUGGUGAGGCGAUUCCAGAUCCCCAGAACCAUCCUGAUCCGAGCUGGUACACCAAAUGAAAGGGCGUGCUCAGUAUCACGGACGGGCUGGGUGCCAGUGUACGUAGACCAUUUUGAGGCCGGUCUACGUUUUCCUCUGCCCGGGCUAGUUUUUGAUGUCCUGGCAGAGUACGAGCUGGCCCUUUCGCAACUCACUCCCAACAGCAUAAAGUUCAUCAUAGGCUUUAUGCUGUUGUGCAAAAGGCUGGGGAUGCCUGCAAAGGCGGUGGUCUUCAGGUCGCUCUUCCUGUGCCAUUUGUGCCCGUCUACGAGUGAGACGAGGUGGUACUACAUCUCAGGAAGAGAGAAGAUGAUUAUCUUCACCAACAUUAGGAACAAGGUGGCGAGAUGGAAGAGGCAGUUCGUCUUCGUGCGCGAUACACGAACUGAAAGGAUGAAUAACGAGCUCGCCGCCCGUCUAUCUGAGUGGCAUACGCCGAACACGUACAUGAACUACCCUCAGCUGACCGUUGGUGACGUCGACCUGAAGAACCGGCUACUCGAUCACGUGAAGGCGAGGGGUUUGGUGGAGCUGGAGGCCUUGGUUACCCCGGACCAGAUCGCAGUUCUUGGGUUUGUCGAUGUGGCAAACCUGCACAGUGAAGGAGAAAUGAGCAGCAUCCUAGAGAGGCAAAGACAACGAGCUCAAGGCUCAAGGAGCCAGGGAGCUGGGUCCGGCUCCCAACGUCAGUCCCGCUUUGACGAGCGGCCACCUGCUGCAUCAGGGCGCAGCUCGCAGCACAGAGGUUUCACCUCGGCACAGAGGCCACGUGCUGAGCAAAGAAUUGAGCCUGCGCCUUCCAGCUCCAGAAGGCGUUCGAGGGAAGACGCGGAUGCCGAUGCAGAGGAUGACGGUAUGCAGAACUUUGUGCCCCCUGCAGACCGGCUGCGUGCAAAGGGGCACGUUCAGCAGCAUGGAGGACAUGCUGCGCUAAUAAAGUUGAUGGAUGCGUUCAGCUACACUGUCGCACUCUUUGAGUGCGAGCAGGGAGCCAGGGCGCAGAACAGCGAGCUGCAACACAACUGCAAACAGCUGGCAUCUGAGAAGGCCAGCUUGGCUGACGAGGUUAACCGCUUGCAGAGCUCGGAGAUGGCCAACCGAGCGGCGUCAGCUGAAAGCCGGGCUGACGAGCUGGCUCGCAAAGUCACUGAGCUUAGGGAGGAGCUGGACCGAGCUCGGGCUGAGAAGGAGAGCGGCAUUCAAGCUGCGAAGGAUGAGGCCGGUCGUGCAGAGGACCGGGCCAGAAAGGCAGAAGCUGAGAGAGAGAGGACUCUGCACGAGCUUAGCGGCCUGAGGGAGAGGGUCUCAGUGGCGGAUCAACAUGUUGCCCAGGCUGAGGCGUCCUUGGAGAGGACUAAAAGACUUCACCAGCGCGACGUUUGCUUUGCCCGUGCACAGGGGGCUGAGUGGCUGGUGGGGGCGGAGAUGUUCCAGGACGCCGUAGCUGUGGCCGCAGCCAACACCACCACUGACAUCUUCAAUGAAGUUCGUGGGAAGGUGUUGAGAGUCUGGGCAGACUUCCCCAUUGGCAAGCUGGCUUUCUUCGAGGGCGAGGAGAUCAAUGCUGACGGGAAGAGCCUCACCCAGCCAGCUGACACCAGGGUAAAACUAAAGUGGGAGCUCAACGAGGAGGGGCUGCCCGUCUGGCCCCCUUCAGUCGUUGAGGAAGGAGAGGACAUGGAGGGGUUGCCGAGCUUUGAUGCUUGGGUGGCAGACCCCCAUGAUGUGCCUGCUGAGCCUUCCAGCACUCCUCCCUGUGCUCCGCCUCAGCCUGUCUCAGCUGCUGCUCUAGCUCCAGCUGCUCUCUCUCCAGUUCCGUCUCCUGUUCACUCUUCCCCAAAUCGAUCAUCUCCAGCUCGAUCUGCUGCUGCGCCAAAUGACGCAUCCACCCCCGUCGACCUGACGGAUGAGUAGUUUAGGACCUUUUGUUUUGUUUUUUGUAGUUCUUCUUGUCUUUUAUGUUAAUCGAACAUUUGUACAAGAAUACUCAUGAAAUACAACUCCAAUAUUUGUUUUUGAAAUUGCUAUGUAUUGUUCUUGUAUUUUUGUGUAAAUCGAUGAAGUUAUUUGCAAUAUGUACUCCAUAUGUAGGAUUCAUUGAUCAGGUGCAACUUUGGAACUCUCUGUAUUGAAUUUUCUGUAAAUCAUCAUCUACAAAUGAUCCAUAACGACCUGAACACUAUUGACAUACAUGCUAACUAUAAAACUUUCUAAGGUUA
Rubroshorea leprosula is the source of this 2713-nucleotide messenger RNA. NCBI's taxonomy places the organism in Eukaryota, Viridiplantae, Streptophyta, Magnoliopsida, Malvales, Dipterocarpaceae. The record is from the annotation of a GenBank genome assembly.